Paramecium pentaurelia is the source of this 633-nucleotide messenger RNA. Lineage: Eukaryota; Ciliophora; Oligohymenophorea; Peniculida; Parameciidae. The record is from the annotation of a GenBank genome assembly.
AUGUAUCUAUUUUAAUGCUUGAAAUUAGAUUUCAAGAACUAAAUUUAUGUUAGAAAAUUGAUUUUUUGUUACUCUUAAAUAGAAGAAAAUCAUAUAUAAUUAUUUUAAAUAACUUUAACAAUCUCACCUUUAAUGGAGGCUUUUAGAUUCUAAACAUUUUUUGAUUCUUUGAAUGGUAAUCGCAAGUAUGUGAUUGAAGCAAGUAAUAACUUUAAAAAGGAUAAUAUAAAUGCAUAUUUCUUUGAUAAUCUCAAAGCUUCUCGUUCUGCAUAAUUAUAGCAUAUUUCAGUAUUCUUAUAUGUUUCAUAAUAAAAUUUAUUUAAAUAUAUAUAUUUAAACUCUCAUUUUCAAUUGGCAAAUUAUUUAUAAAUACUUAAAAACAAUUAAACUUUAAAAUAUCUGAUUUUUAUUAUAAUGCAAUUUUAAGAUUGUUCCUCUCUAACGCUUAUGAUAUUAGUUUUGCAUGUGCCAUUUAAAUGGCAUAUUUUACUAUUGAAAAGAAUAAUAUUUUUAUAGAUAAAUUAUUAUUUGUCAUUUCUAUUUUACAGAGGAGUAUCAUUUUUUUAAUCAUUAUUUUUAAUUCACAAGCCAUUAAGUAAUUAAUUUGAAUACAUGAAAAAUUUUAAUCAUUGA